AUGAAGAGACACAGCAGAGAAGUUUCACGUUGAACUAAAGGGAGUCAAACAUGUCAAUAUUCACACCAACUAACCAGAUCAGAUUAACAAAUGUCGCCGUCGUGCGAAUGAAGAAAGGAGGGAAAAGAUUUGAAAUAGCCUGUUAUAAAAACAAAGUGAUGAGUUGGAGAUCUGGAGCUGAGAAAGACCUCGAUGAAGUCCUGCAGACGAACACCGUGUUUGUAAAUGUGUCUAAGGGUCAAGUGGCAAAGAAAGAUGACCUGAAAGCUUUUGGCACAGAAGAUCUGACAGAAAUAUGCAAACAGAUUUUAUCUAAAGGAGAACUACAGGUAUCAGACAAGGAGCGUCACAAUCAGCUGGAACAGAUGUUUCGAGAUAUCGCAACAAUUGUGGCUGAAAAAUGUGUGAAUCCUGAGACCAAACGGCCCUACACAGUGAACCUUAUAGAGCGAGCGAUGAAGGACAUUCACUACUCCGUUAAAGCAAACAAAAGCACUAAACAGCAGGCACUUGAGGUCAUCAAACAACUGAAGGAGUCAAUUCAGAUCCAGAGAGCUCAUAUGCGGGUACGUGUCGUCUGGCCAGCCAAGGAUGGGAAGAGACUGAAAGAAAAGCUCAAAUCUUUAAUAAAGGUGGUGGAGAGCGAAGACUUUGAUGAAGAGCUUGAGAUGGUGUGUUUGAUUGAUCCAGGCUGUUUCCGUGAGAUUGAUGAGCUCAUCCGCUGUGAGACUAAAGGAAAGGGAGCUCUGGAGGUGCUCAGUCUCAAAGAUGUGGAAGAAGGAGACGAAAGACUAGAAUAACCUCUGCAUCCUCACCUUCUUCUUUAACUAACAAAUUAAAAUGUUGCCGAUUCAUUUUACAUGAGCAGUCUUAUUUUUGACAAGUUAUAUAUUUUUAUUAUGGCCUGUCAACGAGCUAAAGCAAUUGGAGAACCGCAGAUUAUUAUUACUAUUUGCAUUUAUUGAAUGAGGUUUUUUCAUAGCUUUUAAAGACUUCAGUAAAAAUUCCUAACAUAUUAAAUGAAAUACAAAAGUUCAGCUCAAUUGCAAUAGAGGUUUUUAUUUUCUGUGAAAAUGGAAGUGAUGUGGAUGAAUAAUAUAAAUUAUGUAGUUGUUCUGUAAUAAUGCUUUAUUAUUUUAGCAUGAUUUAUUUGUAUUUAAAAAUUGCCUUUAAAUAAGAAUGGACUGACAAACUAAAAAGCUCUCCUUAAACAUUGUGCCAAUUAAAAGUCAAGUA
Messenger RNA from Xyrauchen texanus (razorback sucker), 1236 nucleotides. Its product is annotated as ribosome maturation protein SBDS-like. The record is from RefSeq and is a predicted model, not a curated record. The transcript has 5 exons. NCBI's taxonomy places the organism in Eukaryota, Metazoa, Chordata, Actinopteri, Cypriniformes, Catostomidae. Bases 51 to 800 code for a protein of 249 amino acids. Gene Ontology annotation, biological process: cytosolic ribosome assembly; ribosome biogenesis.